AUGUCGUCGUAUUACACAGCGACCCGUCCAGGUAAAAAGUUAGUAUUUACCUCAUUGCUGACGGGUCUUGGAGGCUCGUUCCAUUUCGGAUAUCAGAUUACUCUUACCAAUCCCGCACAGUUGGCCUUGACCAGUUUUGUGAAUCGGUCCUAUUCCGAUCAUUACGGAGUUGUUCUGGAAAAGUAUCAACUCGAUGUAAGUUUAGACAUCUAGCUUUUAAUGACGUCAUCUAGGCGUUAUGGAGUUUUAUCAUCGCGAUUCUUUUCGCCGGAGGCAUCAUCGGAUCUUUAAUUUUAAGAUUCUUUGCUGAUUGGCUGGGCCGAAAAAAAGGUUUACUGGUUUCUUUCUUCGGUAUUCUGGUGUCGUCGUUGCUGUCGAUAUGCGCUUUCCUUGUGGGUUUUUCUCUCCUUGUUUCUUCAAGUUUUAGAUUGACAGUUUUGAAGUGUAUGCAUUGUCAAGAUUUACUAUGGGUAUAUCGAUGUGUAUGGGAUUAGGAAUGAGUGGACUUUUUCUGACGGAGUGCAGGUAUAUUGGCUUUAUACAGUAUCAGUCUGUCGGGAAAAUAACGGCGGAUCGUUGCGCCUUGGAAUCGCCCAUCAUCGCAUUGCGACGGCUAGCCGCGGAUGGGGAUUGGUGCGCGACUACACCCUUUCUGCGACGAGGCGAAACGUUUUGCUGCGACGAACCGCCGUUAUUUUCCCGACGGACUGAUAUGUACCUCGAAAAUUUAUUCUUCAGUCCUAAAGCAUGCCGGGGUAUGAUUGGAAUGACUACUGGGAUCUUUGUCCAGCUUGGUUUAUUCACGGGAUCUCUGAUUGGAAUGCCGGAUAUCUUCGGUCGAUCUGACACUUGGUGGAUGAUUUACCUGGCUGAGACGUUGGUGGUGUCCGUAGUGAUGCUAUUGUUUACAUUCUUUCCUGAAAGCCCUUGGUAGGUGAUGUUAUAACCCUUGGAUUCGUUUAGUUAUUUAUUGUUCAAAGGAUACGAAGACUCUGCCCGAGAUUCUGUUAAAUUAUAUUACAAUUGUCCAGAUUACUUAGUGGACAAGAAUUUAAAGGAGAUCAAGGAGAAUAUGCAAGCUAACAUGAGAAAUGUUAACAUGAUAGAGGUCUUAAAAGAUCCUAGAACAAGACGAGCCACUCUGGUGGGAGCUACAACCGCUUUCGCCAUGACUUUUAGUGGAGUGGCAGUUAUUAACGCGUUCGCUGUUACCAUUCUGCGAGACACUGGGCUUUCUGUAUUUGAAGCCUCUAUAGCCAAUGCUGGGCUCUCUUUGCUCACAUUAGUAAGUCCGAAAUUUAUUUUUACUUUUCUUAGAUCGGAGCUUUAUUCUCUGCCUCAAUUAUUGACAAGUACGGCAGACGGCCCUUACUUCUUAAUACCGUAUUCUUAAUUGUCAUCAUCAAUAUUUUAAUAUUUGCGUUUAUGCGAGCAUACAACGUUUAUCAAGCCCCAUGGAUCGGAUAUUGUCUGAUAUUUGCGAUUUCCGUUUUCCUCGUGGCGUUUACUGUCGGUCCUGGUCCUUUAUGUUACUUUAUUACAUCAGAAAUGAUUGUCCAGCAUGCCAGGUCAGCAGGACAGAGUUGGGCCGCCUUUGUUCAAAUGUCUUGGUAAGCGCUGUAAUUGUUUAUAAAUACGUUUAUUCUAUGUUUAGUCGAACCUUGAUCUUGGUGAUUUAUUUGCCUCUGAGUAAUGCCAUUGGCUCAGAUUAUUCUUAUCUCGUUUUGUUUGUCCUCCCAAUGGCCUAUUGCUUCGUAUUCUUUUAUUAUUUCCUUCCGGAGACCAAGAACCGUAAUCUUCUAGAAGUUGAAGAAGAAAUUGUCAAUCUCCCGAGACUUCCCUUUUCUCGUCGACAAACUUAUUCUACAGAUGAAGCACAAGAUCAGUACGACCGGCGAGAUCUGAGACAAGUCUUUUAA
This is a messenger RNA of Bursaphelenchus xylophilus (pine wood nematode), 1919 nucleotides long. The record is from the annotation of a GenBank genome assembly. Lineage: Eukaryota; Metazoa; Nematoda; Chromadorea; Rhabditida; Aphelenchoididae.